Messenger RNA from Saccostrea cuccullata (small rock oyster), 1862 nucleotides. RefSeq names its product E3 ubiquitin-protein ligase TRIM71-like. The record is from RefSeq and is a predicted model, not a curated record. Gene Ontology annotation, molecular function: translation repressor activity; zinc ion binding; ubiquitin protein ligase activity. The transcript has 2 exons. Gene Ontology annotation, biological process: proteasome-mediated ubiquitin-dependent protein catabolic process; protein polyubiquitination; negative regulation of translation. The coding region runs from base 94 to 1764 and encodes 556 amino acids. NCBI's taxonomy places the organism in Eukaryota, Metazoa, Mollusca, Bivalvia, Ostreida, Ostreidae.
UCUGUCUUUUCCUCACAGCUUUUGAUUGUGUUCAGGUAUAGCUGCAUGUAUAUAUGUAUCAUCCUAAUGAAGUGGCAUUUUAGCAAAUGAUACAUGACAUGUACAAUGGCCCAAUCACAAGCCCAGGACGUCAUUCGAUGUCAAUACUGCGAGGACGAGCCCGCUAUCUUCCACUGUGUUCCGUGUGGAGAUGAACUCUGUCCUCGAUGUAAAGACUUCCAUCUUAAAAGUAAAGUUCCUUCCGGACACAACAUCGUCCGUCUGUCUGAGAGACUUCACCCAACAAAUCAGAUCAAAAUGUGUGAAGUCCACUCAUAUAAAGCGUACGAAGCUUGUUGUGAAGAUUGCCAAGUCCCUGUCUGUAUUACGUGCAUUCAGGAGGUACACGGAAAGCACACCAUCGGGAAAUUACAAGAUUUAUACGAGAAGCAAAAGGCUGAAACCGAAAACGAAUUGUCUAGAAUGAAGGGACAAUAUAAGUCUGAGAUUAUUCAGAGAAUUAAAGAUUUUAAAGAGGGAGAAAGAGAAAUAACGACCAGUUAUGAGAGCGAACGAGAGAAAAUGAAGGUACAAGCCCAGAAUAUGAUAGAUCAUAUCAGUACCAUUUUUAAAGAAGCCUUGCAGCUAUCCGAGGAAGACGAGAGAAGAAAUCGUAACGAAAUAUCUCAACGUAUAGCAGAAGCUGAGGGAUUUGAGCAAAACUUGGAUCAACUGAUAGAGAAAUUUGAAACUUUCACAGAGUCAACUCAUCCCGCCGACCUUAUUUUGUUUCGAAAGCAAAAUCCUGACAUAUUUAAGCAAUUGAAACUUCCAGACAAACUUAAAAUUGUUAUGCCUUCCUUUACAGUUGGUCAGAUCAAAAAAUCUCAAAAUGAGCAUCAAUUUGGCAUGCUUUUGAUUGGUAACGUUAAGUCAUGCAAUGAAAGUUUACAACCUAUUGAGCGAAAUUGGUCUGUAAGCAAAAAUACUGGGCGUUCAGUAAAAAUUAGCGAAACAAAAACUAAAAAGGAAAAGUUAUUUCACGUGAGCUGCCUUAGUGACAGAUCAGCGUACAUCAGUGGUGAUGGGCCUGGAAUACAGCUGCUAGACAGGUCAGGGACAGAGCUGGAUAACAUCAGUACAGAUGGACAACCAUCUGGUCUGGCUGUGAUGCAGGACGGAAGUCUGAUUUACUCUGACUACGACAAUAAAUUGAUCUAUAAAGUGUCACUCAACAAAGAGAAAACAAAACUUAUUAGUACUAAGUCUGGUCCUAAAGGACUGUGUUGUACCAGGUCAGGUGAUAUCCUGGUCUGUAUGGGUUUGUUUAAUACAGCGAGAGUUGUCAAGUACAACAGUAGUGGGAGGAAGUCGCAGGAGUUCGAGACAGAUCAGAACGGGGAGAGUCUUUUUAUUGAUCCAUGGUUUAUUUGUGAGAAUGUCAACGAAGACAUUUGUGUUUCUGAUUGGAGGAAGAGUAAAGUGGUCGUAUUGAACAAGUCUGGAAAUCUUCGGUUUACGUAUGACUGGGUCGUCCUAGCUGGGAUAUUAAAAGACAGAUUUGAACCGCGUGGAGUGGCUGCUGACAUUCUUGGUCACAUCCUCAUCGCAGACGCCAACAAUGCUGUACACUUGAUCAGCCAGGACGGCGAAUUCCUGUCUUUAAUUCUGACAGAGGAUGAUGGGAUAUCACGACCACGAGGACUCUCUGUAGACAGAUCUGACAAUCUAUGGCUGGUAGAAGAAGACAACGUUUGUGUCAAAAUGUAUCAGUAUUUGUUUUAACUUUUUACCUUUGUUUUUUUUUCUAUAAAUAUUGUUAUGUUGUCCAUAUUUAUGCAAAUAUCAUAACAAUGUCUCAUGAUUAAAACAGUUAGUUUUUA